Molecule: messenger RNA, 2772 nt
Organism: Linepithema humile (Argentine ant)
Lineage: Eukaryota; Metazoa; Arthropoda; Insecta; Hymenoptera; Formicidae
Gene: EDTP
Product: Egg-derived tyrosine phosphatase
Biological process (GO): dephosphorylation
Molecular function (GO): phosphatidylinositol-3-phosphate phosphatase activity
Source: RefSeq, a predicted model, not a curated record
UUUCACAGCCGGUCCAGUUAUUUUCUUGUGUCCAUGCUUGUGAGAUUGGUGGUAACCUUAAAACAGAAAAAGCGUGGUACUGUACUACUCAGUCCAGGGCUAAAAUUUAAAAGGAUAAAGAAGAAUAAGAAACACGGAAAUGUGACCGCGAUAAGACAUUGUGCGAUAUCGCAUACGAACGAUUCGUAAGUGACACUGCGAAAAAAUCAAACACACUGAGACGUGCAAAAUCAUUUUGUAUUCCCGAUUGUGCAGAAAAGAUAGUCUACAAUACAAAGAUUUUUAAUUUCGCUGGCUCACCGUUUUUCAAGGCCAUUUCAAAAUAUUUUGAGAAUUCAAUAUACUUUCCAAAGUAUAUUGUCUUAUACUUUUGGCAAUAUACUUUCCAAAAGGAUUCGAUCACACCCACACUCGAAGAUGAAUUACGAAGAGAGGAAUUUAAUUUUGACUUUGCAGUGUUGUAUGCACAUAUCUUAUAUUUCAUGUUUGUUUAUGUAUAUGCAAUGUAAAAUAUUGGCAAUUAAUGCCUUGUGAGUUUAGUUAUAACUACAAUAAGAAAUUAGUGCCUCCUCUUGGGAAGAUUUCUCACAAUCAAUUUCUAUGGCAAAUUGGGGAUCACACAUCUAGCCCAAGACAUAGCGAAUCAUGACUGAAAUCAAUAUAGACAAUCUACGAAAUCUUAUUACAUACUUCACGAAGAAUACCUAUCGGACCAAGGAUGCAGAUGUUACAUGUCAGGAAAUCAUGCAAAGAUGUAUGUUACUGGCAGCCUUUGAUUAUGAAUAUUCUACAAUUGACAAUAGUGCAGGUGACCUUUGUUCCCAUUAUCCUAGCUAUCUUGUAAUAUUAGAACAUGAAAAACUUCAUAAUCCAAAGAAGUGUGAUACAACACCGCCAAUGUACGAGAAUGUACAUUUAAGGAAUAAGCUCAAGAAAUUGAUAACACAGUCAAGAUUCGCCAGAUGUCGUUCAAGAUUCCCAAUUCCAGUAAUACUUUACAAGGGUAGACAUGUAUGCAGAUCCGCAACGUUAUCCAGUGGUCCAGAAAUGUUUGGAAGAGCUGGAUUAGAUUUCUUACUAUCUAGUAUAGCUAUAAGCAGCAACGCUAGCACCACAGAACCAGUACCACGGGUAGACGAAAGUCUACUCAAGGAAGAAUCAAUCAUUGACUUGAAAAAUAAAGUCAGACACAAUGACAUAGAACUUCUGAGGACUCUUAAUGUAGGAACCAUCAUUGACUUCAUGGUUGAGAAGAAGAAAAUUAAAUAUGGGAUGACUGUAACUUCAUCGGAGAAGGUAGACCAGGAAAGGAGGUACAACCAAUUUAAUCUCAUUUCACUGCCAUAUCCUGGAUGCGAAUUCUUCAAGGAAUUCCGAGACCAAGAUUAUCGAUCGAAGGGUUUGAUGUUUGACUGGCAUCAGAAUUACAUAGAUGCGCCAAUCUGCGUACCUGAAGACCCAAUCUCCAGCCAAUUACGGAUCAAUUGGGAUCGAUAUACAGAAUGGGAUCUAGUCAAAUUAACACAGAAUUAUUUAAGAUUAGUAUUGAGAUAUUUGAGUGAUAGUAGUAGUGGCUUAUUGAUUCAUUGUAUCUCAGGUUGGGACCGCACACCAUUAUUUAUUUCAUUACUGAGAAUUAGUCUGUGGGCUGAUGGAGUGAUACAUACAUCGUUAAAUUCAUAUCAACUACUUUAUUACACUAUCGCCUAUGACUGGAUGCUUUUCGGACACGAUUUAGCGGACCGACUCAACAAGGGGGAAGAAAUACUCUUCUUCUGUUUUGAUUUCUUAAAAUACAUUGAAAACGAACAUUUUAGUAUACACAAACGUUACGAAAGAAUAUCGAGACGUAGCGACUCACAAUUGGAAACUUUCGUUAUCGAUGGUGAGUCGUUCGAAUUGAUUAUGAACUCUAAUUCGAGCCCAAGGAACAGUUCAUCCAGUUCUAUUGAACAAAGCAGUGUAGAUAGCGAUCCACCAGCGGUAUUUCUUCCAGAACUCUUGGACAUUCAGGAUGAAUCUCGAAACAUGAAUAUUGUACCUGGAGUACUUACUGUAUCUCCAAAUAAAGAAAGCGCUGCCGCACAAGGGCCGCGCUCAUCUUUAUAUGCAAAUCGUACUUCUCCGAUCGGCGUUCCUAUACCGCAUAACUCUCGUGUUCGACAACGAAACGACUCGAUGUCUUCGUGCGAUUCGUGGCAAUUGGUAACAGGGACUGGUAGUUUAUGCGGCUCCACAACUGCUAAUGCUUCACAUACGGAAAAUGUAUUGACUUCUGACUCAGAUUGCAAAUCUUUAUGCGCAACUUGCAUGUCUAUGCGCACAUUACAAGGAUCAAAAAACAAAACUGAGGACGAAGCUUCUGUUUCCGUAUCUUCUGCUUCUGUGUUAUCUACACGGUUAUAUCGCACAUUUGAUUCUAGACGUAGAGAACGGUUACAUUGUCUUCGAAACAUAUUUUAUAAAGCUUACGGACCUCAUGGAUUUCGAUUAAAGGAUGAAUCAACUGGUCUUGGUCAAUAUAUCGGAAACAUUGUUGGAAUGACUUCCACCCAACGCACAUCCUAAUGAUUACAAUGUUGUUGAACGAUUGUCUAGGAGCAUAAAUUCAUUGUUAAUAAUAUCUUUGUACAAUUGAUAAUUUUAUAAUCUGCAAUUUAUAAAAAUGAAAAUAAUAUAAUAUGUAUAUUAUUGUUUUUGUCAAAAGUGGACUGUUAUAUAUGUAGCACACUAUAUACAAAUAAUUAAAUAAAACUUAAUAUUUUUGUAUUU